This is a messenger RNA of Prorocentrum cordatum, 1871 nucleotides long. The record is from the annotation of a GenBank genome assembly. Lineage: Eukaryota; Dinophyceae; Prorocentrales; Prorocentraceae.
GCACCAUUUGGUGCCCCAACGAGUGGUUCAUUCUGAUCCUUCGCAGCUUCGAGUCCUCGCGGCAGGUGCCUGCUUGGGUGGACGAGCAGCGCUCAGACGGGGUCCACUACGGCAUCCGCGCCGACGACUCCACCGGCGGCUCCACCGACGGCUCCACCGACAUCCACGACGACAGGGAAGAGACAGGCGGACACAACAACCACCACGACAUCCACGACGACCAGCAGCAGGACGACGAGGACCAGCAGCAGCAAGGCCUCCAGCAGCACGACGUCGAGGAGCAGGACGACGGGAACCAGCAGCAGCAGAGCGGAAGCAUGCAAAUUUUUGCGAAGACGCUCGUCGGGAGGACAAUUAUGCUCUACAUGGAGGCGGGUCACAUGAUCCACACCGUGAAGAGGAACAUCCAAUACUCUGAGGGAACCCUCCCUAGCCAGCAACGGCUUAUUUACGCGAAUCAGCAGCUGGAGGACACCCGCACACUCACGGACUACAACAUCCAGAAAUACGCCACCGUGCACUUGAUGCUCCGCCUCCGAGGUGGCGGACCUGCCGCCCUGCUCACCUUGAUCUGCCCGCAUGCCGCCUGUCAUCUGUAUGGUAUCCACGUGCCUGCGGAGGACUCGGGAGAUCGUUACCGCGGAUGCGGGCAACUGCUCCAGCCCCCGGCGAGGGCCUUGCCAGGCCAGCAGGACUUGCACAGUUUCUUCGAGUCGGAAAUGUUCCAUCACUUCGACUUCGUGCAAGCUAGCGCUGCAACCGACCCGCAGACGGUGCGUGCGGCGGUGUCCCUUCCUGCUCGCAUGCACGACCUCACAAUUCUGCGUAAGCAGGGGUACCACCUGGAUGCGCGGGACCCGUGGUCGAUGCUGGGUAUGGGCCCCCUGUGUGGCCCGGAGACCACUGAGAUGGACAUCGCCUUUCGCGCAAGGUCGGCCAGUCUUCUCCUGUCGCUUGCCAAGGAUGCCGCGUGGAGCAACGAGGAUCGCGACGCGGCCGCUCAGGCGCAGGCCGCCGCCACAUCCGCGGCAGCCCGUUGUGAGGAAGGCCUGCAGGAAGCGCGCCGCACCCGACGCCAGCUUCAUCCUGACAAGCUGCCGCGGUGGAAAGAGCUGGGAGCCGACGCCAUGGCAGCGGCGCGUUCCUGUCCACACGCCGCUGACAGUGACUUCAUCACCCAGUGGUCGCAGGUCCUCGACCCCCGCGGGCGGCAUGCUGACGCAGUCAGCAGGCACCGCCGCCUCGCCGACCUGCUGGAGAGAGGGGGCACCAAAUUUCUGGAAGAGAUGAAGGGUCAGAAGGUGGUUGCAUGGGCGCCGAAGGACUCGUGCGCCCUCGGCCGGGUCCUACACCACUUCCGCCGGCAGGACCCUGCCAGCAGUCCAGUGGAGAUACAUUUCCUCGCCCCGCUUCCCUCGUACCCUGGGGCGACCACAGUAUCCCAGCACCUGGAUCUGUGGACGCACCGGCUGCUGGGGGAGAAGCACGCCAUGGUGGUCAAGAACGUCAGCCUGCUGCCUCAGCCGGUGGAGAUGGUGUUGCCUGGUACGUAUGGCCCCCGCCAUGUUCGUCAAGGUUUUGCUUGCUUCCGCGUCGCGCGCACCGGCUCGCGGUCGCUCCCUGCGAUGGUGCUCCCACGAACGCCAUUGACGCAAGCCUCUGGCACAUCGGGCCUCGUCGUGGAUCUCCCGACGGAGCUGCUCUGCUCGUUCCUACGUGGCCUGUCGGCCCCAGAGUUUGGUCUGAUCACGGUCAGAGACCCCGCCCGGAGCAUCGGCAGCAGCACGGAGCUCCUUCGAAUUCGCGUCGAUCUUCUUCUAUACCCCCUGGCAUCUCUUCCAUCGGUGUCGAGCUUCUUCUGCGACGGCUGA